Molecule: messenger RNA, 1877 nt
Organism: Musa acuminata subsp. malaccensis (wild Malaysian banana)
Lineage: Eukaryota; Viridiplantae; Streptophyta; Magnoliopsida; Zingiberales; Musaceae
Product: subtilisin-like protease 4
Biological process (GO): proteolysis
Molecular function (GO): serine-type endopeptidase activity
Source: RefSeq, a predicted model, not a curated record
CGGAGCUCAAUGCCUCUAAAUUUAACCCUAAAAGCUGGACUCGAUUAAUCCGUCUUUAACACCUCCUCAUCGUACGAGCAAGCGUUACGUCUUCCAUAUCACGAAAUCAUUGUCUUCCGACCAUGUCUUCGCUCCCUUUAUAUAGUUAUACAUUCAUAGGUUUAGAUAGCAGUGUAAGAUUGAGUUUUAGGUCCAUGGAGAUCGUUCAUGCCCUGCCGAUGUGUCUUAGCCUCUUUGCUUUCGUUUCCUUCUUUUCCUAUCCUUGCAUGGUCUCCUGUCGCGAGAAUCCUCAUCGUAAUACCAACCAGCUGCAGACGUACGUCAUCCAAUUGGAAACGUCGACCGCGUCCUUGGAUGCUGACGGUCUCAACAUCUGGCACAAAUCCUUCCUGCCAGUGUCGGACGACGACUCCGAUCGACGGCUGGUUCACUCCUACAGUCAAGUCUUCAGUGGGUUCGCCGCAAGGCUUACGGAGGAGGAGGCGAAGAGCGUGGCGAAGAAGGAGGGUUUCCUGCGUGUGUAUCCGGACCGCGUCUUGCCUCUUCUUACUACCCACACGCCUGGCUUCCUCGGCCUUCAAAGUGGCGGAGGCACGUGGAGGGCUGCCAGCUUUGGCAAGGGGAUCAUCAUCGGACUCCUUGACUCUGGUUUGGAUCAUGAUCACCCUUCCUUCCAUGAUGACGGCGUGCCUCCGCCACCUACCAAAUGGAAAGGCUCAUGCGGAUUCAAGACCGGCUGUAACAACAAGCUCAUCGGCGCGAAGAACUUGCUCGGCGGCAGCAGCCCGGAUGGGCCUAUAGACGCUGUUGGGCAUGGUACGCACACGGCAAGCACAGCAGCCGGAAACUUUUUGAACAACGCGAGCUAUUAUGGCUUGGCCGGCGGCACGGCGGCAGGGAUUGCACCACACGCUCACCUAGCCAUCUACAAGGUGUGCAUAACUGGGCGAUGCCAACUCUCCGACGUGCUAGCGGGGAUCGACGCGGCCGUGGGAGAUGGUGUCGAUGUGAUCUCCAUUUCUAUAGGUGGAGACGCCACCCCUUUCAAUGAUGACGUUCUGGCCAUUGGGGCAUUUGGAGCUGUCAAGAAAGGGAUAUUUGUCAGCUGUGCUGCUGGCAAUAGCGGACCAGUCGAGCGUACCCUUUCGAAUGAAGCACCAUGGUUACUAACCGUGGCGGCGAGCACCGUCGACAGAAGCCAAAGAGCGACCGUGAAGCUGGGCGACGGCCAAAAGUUUAAUGGCGAGUCUCUCGAUCAGUACCCGACCUCGAGUGGAAGUUUGCUUACACUUUUCCACAUGUACACCGAUCCCUAUUGCAAAUCCUUGAACAGCAGCCAAGUCGAGGGUAAGGUGGUCGCCUGCUUGGUCUAUAGAACUCCCAACUACACAGCUACUCUUGUUAAGGCAGCGGGUGGCGUCGGCGUAAUACUCAUCUCCACUGAAAUCGCGGGAUACACUAUCCUUGACAACAGAUGCAACUUCCCUGCAGCAAUAGUAAGCAACGAGGAUGGCGAUAGAAUCACAUCCUAUGCCACUUUAGCCACCAAGCCUACGGUAUCCAUCACUUAUGACGGCACCAUUAUCGGAACAUCUCCUGCUCCGGUCGUCGCUUCUUUCUCGUCGAGGGGUCCUUCCAGAAAUGGCCCGGGCAUCCUUAAGCCCGACGUCUCCGGCCCAGGUGUCAACAUUCUAGCGGCAUGGCCUUCUGAUGUGGUGGGUGGGGAUGGACGUAUGGGUCGAAUGACCUUCAAUUUCCAAUCAGGUACCUCCAUGGCGACCCCUCAUCUGAGCGGGGUUGCUGCACUCCUAAAGAGCUUGCAUCCCGGUUGGUCACCGGCAGCCAUCAAGUCCGCGAUCAUCACCACCUCAGACGAC